Sardina pilchardus (European sardine) is the source of this 3539-nucleotide messenger RNA. It is a transcript of the gene ttyh2l, whose product is annotated as tweety homolog 2, like. NCBI's taxonomy places the organism in Eukaryota, Metazoa, Chordata, Actinopteri, Clupeiformes, Clupeidae. The transcript has 15 exons. Gene Ontology annotation, molecular function: volume-sensitive chloride channel activity; intracellularly calcium-gated chloride channel activity. The coding region runs from base 274 to 1866 and encodes 530 amino acids. The record is from RefSeq and is a predicted model, not a curated record. Gene Ontology annotation, cellular component: plasma membrane.
GUCACCCUACUACCGUACGACCUGUAGGUGAAACUUGAAACAUGGACCCAAUGCAUCGACUGUGCUGUUAUGUCUGGCUUUGAGCGCAAAAUAGAGGGGGAAAUACUUUUCUCUAGUGUUUCCCUUUUCGCGUUUACAUUUGGCGUAUGGUUUUGGUAUCAGGUCGAUCUGGUUAGUUUUGUUGGAGAAGGAUUAUUACUAGAGGGGCCGAGAUAACAUCCAGACGAUUGAGUGUCAGGUCGUUUAAACGCGUUAAACAUCACCGAGCCUAAGAUGGCUUUGGCACGGCAGGACUACAUUGCCCCAUGGUGGACUUACUGGCUGCACAAUUUUCCUCAUCUUAAUUUAAAUUUCCAGCCCGUUGACAACACUUUCAGACCGGAGGAAGCAAGCUAUCAGCAGUCGUUGAUCUUCCUUGCCUGUGUGUCAGCGGUGGGUCUAGGCCUUAGCCUGCUACUGCUAGCCGUCUACCUCAGCUGCAUAUGCUGUUGUCGGAAGGAGGAGGAGGAGGAGACCAAGAGGCCAGACUCCUGCUGUGUCACAUGGGCAGCGGUCAUCACUGGCCUGGUCAUCUGCUCGGCUGUUGGGGUGGGUUUCUAUGGAAACAGCGAAACCAACGACGGGGUGUACCAGCUGACCUACUCCCUCUACAAUGCCAAUCAAACAGUGGGUGGCAUCGAUAGUCUGGUGACUGGCUCCUUGAACAGCAUGCAGUUGGGACUGGAGGAGCACCUGUCCAGGCUGGACGAGAUCUUCUCCACACGGGGGGAUUACGGCCAGACGCUUCGCUUCAUGCGGCAGAUGGCUGACAACAUCAUCAGGCAGCUCAUCAACCUCCCGGACAUCAGCAAAGCCAAGGUGGACUUGGCGGCCAUCGCUGACCAGACCGCUUUUGUGGAGUACUACAGAUGGCUCACAUACCUGCUUCUGCUCAUCCUGGACCUGGUCAUUUGCCUCGCAGCGUGUGUUGGACUGGCCAAGCACUCAAGAUGGCUACUCAUUUCGAUCAUGGUGUUUGGGGUGCUGACGUUGAUCCUCAGCUGGGUAUCCCUGGGAGCAGGCACUGCCACAGCAGUGGGGACCAGUGACUUCUGUGUGUCUCCAGACAAGUUCAUUGUGAACCAAACCAGAGACUUCAUCAGUGCAGACAUAGUCCAUUACUACCUGUACUGUUCGGCGAGUCUCGCCAACCCUUUCCAGCAGUCUCUGACCACCUUCCAGAGAUCUCUGACCACGAUGCAGAUCCAGGUGCAGGGCCUGCUGCAGUUCUCGCUGUCCAUCUUCCCCACGGCCGAGAGGGACUUGCUGGGCAUCCAGCGUCUGCUCAACACCACUGAGUUUAACCUGCACCGGCUCACAGCUCUGCUCGAGUGCCGCAGUCUGCACAAGGACUACCUGGACUCCCUGAUGGGCGUGUGCUAUGACGGGGUGGAGGGUCUGCUCUACCUGUGUCUCUUCUCCCUGCUGGCCGCAGUGGCCUUCUGUGCCAUGCUGUGUGCUGUCCCUCGCGCCUGGACACUCAUCGCCAGCAGGGACAGGGAUUAUGAUGACAUAGACGAGGAGGAUCCGUUCAAUCCCCAGGCCCGGCGCAUGGCUCCGUACAACCCCAACCGCUCUCACAUCCACAGCUUCUGCAGCUACAGCAGCAGCCUGAGCAGCCAGAACAGCCUGCACCCACCCCCACAGGCAGCCACCUCCAGCGCUGCCACCUCCGAAUACAUGAAUCAGUCCAUGCUGUUUGGAGGGAAUCCUCGAUACGAGAACGUUCCUUUGAUCGGGAGGAGUUCGCCACCGCCCUCAUUUUAUCCCCAGACAUUUAAAAACAUAUUCUCCCAGUAUGAGGACCACAUACCUAUCUAUGACUGAGGCUCAGAUCAGACACUUUGGCAACGAUUUCCAGAUAUAGAGCACGCGCAUCCUCUCGCCACCACCACCAGCCUCCCUGCUUGCUCUGCGCGUGGGGAAGACUGUUGUGCCUGAUGCAAGUGGCAUGACGGCAGGGUGUCACGGAUGGUCCUUUAUGAUCUUAUCUGACUGCCAGUCUGAUGUCCCAUUCUGGCCAGCGGGUGGGGAAAAAGCCACAUUAUCAGCUCAAAGACCUGCCAUAGCACCGUGUGUGAGUGUCUGAUGGUGAUCUACAUCAAGCUGGCUUUGCCCCUCACCACCCCCCCACACACACACGCUCACACACGUGCACACGCACGCACACACACACGCGCACACACGCACACACACACACACACACACACAUACACACACACACACACACACACACACACACACACACACACACACACACACACACACACACUAUGAAUCAAUACGGCACAAACAGUGACCAACAUAUACAGGAUGUAAAUAAAUUGGUUGUUUCCCACUGUUGGCUCAUAUGGAGUUGUAAGGCAUUACACACCCCCUAUACCUAUGCAGACUUGAAAGUGUGUGAUCCUGUGGAAGGAUCCUUGACAAGGGGGGCUAUGCUCCACCUAAUUUAUGCUGUAAUUACGCUGUGAAAACCACUACUGGGUUUCUGUGAUCAUACUGCUGAUGCCGAAAUGGCGGAAAAUUGUUAUUGUGACCCUCUGGAACUGGCUACCACAGCAUGACGAUUUCCUCUUAUCAUGCAAGUACUCAGUUCACCAAAGACUGGAGACGGAUCCAAUAAGCAUUGUGUGUGCAGUGUUUUUUUCCUGUAUGUUCCGGUAUUGUAAUACGAAGCUUGGUCACUAUAUAAUUACCUUUCCUGUGUAAAUCAGCUAGAUUGCUCCACCAGAGGAUGUUUCAAAACAUGACUUUGUUAGGUGCAGUGGGUUUCUGAAAUCAAGACUGAAAAGCAUGUUUAAUUGUGCCUCUGUUGUUUUGAGUGAUUAUGUCUGUAAUAGAAUGAAAGUUGCAACCUUUUUAUAUUCGAUAAUGUACAUUUUGAAACCACAAAUCUGUGUCUUUUUUUCUUUCAUUUUUGGUCGUUUUAGAGGUUUAGGCAGAUAUGUCUCACAUCAUGUAUUGGAAUGAGAUGGAAAAACACUGUUGGUAUGAGUUAUGAUAAAUAUAAAAUCCAUACAGGAAUAAAAUAACACCACAUAUCAGGCAAGUACAACACUAUAUUUGGAUGGCAAAAAUCUAAUUCUACAGGUUACAUUGCAAGCCACAUUUUCCAAAGAUUCUACAGGUCUACAUUAGUUAAUUAGACAGUAGGCCUAGUGGACACAUCUUCACCUCAUGUCUCUACUGACCUCCAUUUUUUUUACCAAGUCAGACAUAUUUCUCUCAAGUGCUGGUUUUUUUUACUGUCAAAAUUCUGGGACAGAGAUUGUGAGUUUUACAAAAAAAAACAAUAAUAAUAAUAAACCGUUAUUUUGUAAAUCCGCCACCCUUGUUCCAAGCAUACCUGAUUGGAUUUAGUAGAACUGAUCUGAAGCGCUGCACACCUUUGGUAAUACUAGACUGCAAUGGAGAGAGAGAAUUUUAAGUUUAUUGUUUGUAUGUUAGUGUCUAUUUUGUAAGCUAUGUAAAAGUACAUUAGCACACACUGAAAAAGG